AUGACGGAUGUGCGUGCGCUGCUAAAGGCAAAACGGACCGAACGUGGCAUCAUUACAAAGCCUUCGACGUCUACUGGACGCGCCGCUAGGGAGAGACCCAAUACUUUUUCACAGCCCAAAAGAAGGCUCGAUAAUGAACAAACAGAAGAGAUUGCAAUCGUGACGAGUGAUGCCCACAACGGAAAACGACGCAAAGUCGAGAAUGUCUCUCCCAUACGCCAACCGGAUCUUCCCACAUUUCCCCCCGCCCCAUCUGGCUUCCCGGCGGACUUCUUCUCAGAUCCAUCACGAGCACCCCAAUUGGGUGGCGACUCAGAUAACGACGACAACAACUCAUCUCCGGUCCAAGGGACAUCCUCGCAUUCAAACACUCUCGUGACCUCCUACCCCCCAUCCACAUCCGCCCAGAUAACCAUAGAUGCAGAACUCGAAGUCUUCGAGAAAGCUAUAGCCUCAGCUUCCAAACCUGCACCACAACCCCCGGAUCAAGCCAUUUUUUCACGAGCUACAGUCUAUGCCGAGCCUAAACUCGUCGAGGAAGUCCCCGAGGGUUUUCCGGAGUCGGUAUUAGACCGAGAAUCAAGAAAUCAUACUGGGCCCACCCCAGGCUCUAGCGCCGGGAGGGAGCAGGGUACUCCAGUGACCAUAGAGGAAUCGGUGGCCGAAAAACAAAAACGGAGGGAACAGGAUGAACGCGAGCUCAUUAUGGAUCGAUUACUCGACGAGGAACGAGCACAGGAAGAGGCCGACGCAAGAGUUAACGCACUCAAAGCUCGAAUGGAAGCUAUAAGGCAAAAACGUGAAGCUAUUCGAGCACAGAAGCAGAAGCAGAAACAAGCAGGGUAG
Molecule: messenger RNA, 846 nt
Organism: Cantharellus anzutake
Lineage: Eukaryota; Fungi; Basidiomycota; Agaricomycetes; Cantharellales; Hydnaceae
Exons: 1
Coding region: 1-846 (281 amino acids)
Source: RefSeq, a predicted model, not a curated record